This is a messenger RNA of Alligator sinensis (Chinese alligator), 7703 nucleotides long. It is a transcript of the gene DNAJC13, whose product is annotated as DnaJ heat shock protein family (Hsp40) member C13. Bases 191 to 6913 code for a protein of 2240 amino acids. Gene Ontology annotation, biological process: regulation of early endosome to late endosome transport; endosome organization; receptor-mediated endocytosis. NCBI's taxonomy places the organism in Eukaryota, Metazoa, Chordata, Crocodylia, Alligatoridae. Gene Ontology annotation, cellular component: endosome membrane. The record is from RefSeq and is a predicted model, not a curated record. The transcript is spliced from 56 exons.
GCGGCCUCCACGGCCAGGCUCUGAGGGACUUGGGGUGCAGCGGCGGCGGGGCGUAAGGCUUCGCGAGGCGGCGGCGGCAGGAGCAGGAGCAGUGGGCGGCAGGAGCAGGAGCAGUGGCUGGAUCUGCUCUUGGCCGUCACUGCCGCCGGGAGCCUGGGAAGCGCAGCUCCCGGCCAGGUCUUGGCACAAAAUGAACAUAAUCAGGGAGAAUAAAGAUCUGGCUUGUUUCUACACAACAAAACAUUCAUGGAGAGGAAAGUACAAAAGAGUCUUUUCAGUUGGAACCCAUGCCAUUACUACAUACAAUCCAAACACACUAGAAGUUACAAAUCAGUGGCCUUAUGGUGAUAUCUGUAGUAUUGCUCCUGUUGGAAGGGGACAAGGAACAGAAUUCAGCCUCACGUUUCGUAAGGGGACUGGAAAGAAGUCUGAAACGCUUAAGUUUUCCACAGAGCACAGAACUGAACUCCUUACGGAAACAUUGAGAUUCAGGACAGACUUCUCAGAAGGAAAAAUCACAGGAAGGAGAUACAACUGUUAUAAGCAUCACUGGAGUGACACAAGAAAACCUGUGAUUCUAGAAGUAACUCCUGGAGGGUUUGACCAAAUUAAUCCUGCAACUAACAAAGUCCUAUGUUCCUAUGACUACAGAAAUAUUGAAGGCUUCGUUGAUCUCUCUGACUAUCAGGGAGGCUUCUGUAUAAUUUAUGGAGGAUUUAGUAGACUGCACCUGUUUGCAUCUGAGCAAAGGGAAGAAAUUAUCAAAAGUGCAAUAGAACAUGCUGGUAAUUACAUAGGUAUCUCCUUGCGGAUAAGAAAAGAACCUAUAGAAUUUGAGCAAUACUUGAACCUUCGCUUUGGGAAAUACAGCAAUGAUGAAUCCAUCACAUCCUUAGCAGAAUUUGUUGUUCAGAAAGUAACACCACGACACUUGGAACCUGUAAGAAGAGUGUUGGCGCUUACAGAAACAUGUUUAGUUGAACGGGAUCCAGCUACCUAUAAUAUUGUGACUCUGAAACCUCUAGAAGAGGUGUUUGCGCUAGUAUGCGAUGGUGAAAAUCCACAGCUUUUUUCCAUUGAAUUUAUCAAGGGACAAAUCCGGAAGUAUUCUUCAACAGAGAGAGAUUCUUUGUUGGCUAGCUUGUUGGAUGGAGUGAGAGCUUCUGGCAACAGAGAUGUUUGUGUGAAAAUGACUCCAACACAGAAAGGCCAGCGCUGGGGAUUACUUAGCAUGCCUGUAGAUGAGGAAGUAGAGAGCCUUCAUCUCAGAUUCUUAGCUGCCCCUCCCAAUAGCAAUUUUGCAGAUGCUGUAUUCAGGUUCAAUGCUAACAUCUCGUACAGUGGUGUUCUGCAUGCAGUAACACAAGAUGGCCUGUUCUCAGAAAACAAGGAGAAAUUGAUUAAUAAUGCCAUAACAGCAUUACUCUCUCAAGAAGGAGACAUUGCAGCAUCUAACACAGAACUUGAAAGCCAGUUCCAAGCUGUAAGAAGACUAGUUGCUUCAAAAGCUGGCUUCCUUGCUUUUACUCAGCUUCCAAAAUUUCGGGAACGACUAGGAGUGAAAGUGGUAAAAGCUCUUAAAAGGAACAAUGAUGGAGUAACCCAUGCUUCUAUUGACAUGCUGUGUGCCCUCAUGUGUCCCAUGCAUGAUGACUAUGACUUGCGGCAAGAGCAGCUGAACAAAGCUUCCCUUCUUUCUUCAAAGAAGUUUCUGGAGAACUUAUUAGAGAAAUUUAAUUCCCAUGUGGAUCAUGGGACUGGUGCCCUAGUUAUUAGUUCACUUCUGGACUUCCUUACAUUUGCCCUCUGUGCUCCAUAUAGUGAAACAACUGAAGGGCAGCAGUUUGAUAUGUUGUUAGAGAUGGUAGCGUCUAAUGGGAGAACACUGUUUAAACUCUUUCAGCAUCCUUCCAUGGCAAUUGUAAAAGGAGCUGGCUUGGUAAUGAAGGCAAUAAUAGAGGAAGGAGAUAAAGAAAUUGCUACCAAAAUGCAAGAUCUUGCCCUCAGUGAAGGUGCCUUACCUCGUCACUUGCAUACUGCUAUGUUUACAGUUAGCACAGAUCAAAGGAUGCUUACAAAUAGGCAGCUAAGUAGACAUUUAGUGGGCCUUUGGACAGCUGAAAAUGCAACUGCUAUGAACUUGUUGAAACGAAUUUUGCCCCCAGGUUUGCUGGCAUACCUGGACAGUGCUGAUUCUGUUCCUGAGAGAGACGCUGAUCGGAUGCAUGUUAGGGACAACUUAAAAAUUGCAACUGAUCAGUAUGGCAAAUUUAAUAAAGUGCCGGAGUGGCAGAGACUGGCUGGAAAAGCUGCAAAAGAAGUAGAAAAAUUUGCCAAAGAAAAAGUAGAUCUGGUGUUGAUGCACUGGAGGGACAGAAUGGGCAUUGCUCAAAAGGAGAACAUCAAUCAAAAGCCAGUGAUACUAAGGAAACGAAGGCAAAGAAUAAAAAUUGAAGUAAACUGGGAUCUCUUCUACUACAGAUUUCUUCAGGAUCAUGCUAAGUCUAACUUGAUUUGGAACUUCAAAACACGGGAAGAACUAAGAGAUACCCUUGAGUCUGAAAUGAGAGCAUUUAAUAUUGACAGAGAACUUGGCAGUGCUAAUGUAAUCUCAUGGAACCAUCAGGAAUUUGAGGUUAAGUAUGAGUGCCUUUCAGAGGAAAUUAAAAUAGGGGAUUAUUACCUGAGACUAUUAUUGGAAGAAGAUGAUACUGAAGAGAGUGGAGCAAUCAAAAAAUCGUAUGAAUUUUUCAACGAACUCUAUCAUAGAUUUUUACUUACCCCUAAAGUAAAUAUGAAAUGCUUGUGUUUACAAGCACUAGCCAUUGUUUAUGGAAGAUGUUAUGAAGAAAUAGGGCCAUUUAGUGAUACCAAAUACAUGGUUGGGAUGUUGGAACGGUGUACUGAUAAACUUGAGCGGGACAGACUUAUCUUGUUUCUUAACAAGCUGAUUCUUAAUAAGAAAAAUGUUAAGGAUCUUAUGGAUUCAAAUGGUAUUAGAAUCCUUGUGGAUCUGCUAACCUUGGCACAUCUCCAUACAAGCAGGGCUACAGUUCCAUUGCAAAGUAAUGUGAUUGAGGCAGCACCUGAUAUGAAGAGGGAGAGUGAAAAAGAAUGGUACUUUGGCAAUGCAGAUAAAGAAAGGAGUGGUCCUUACAGCUUUCAAGAGAUGGAGGAGCUAUGGACCAAGGGAAAAUUGACUUCAAAAACACGCUGCUGGGCUCAGGGCAUGGAUGGCUGGCGACCAUUGCAGGUCAUCCCUCAGCUUAAAUGGUGCUUGUUGGCCAGUGGACAGGCUGUACUAAAUGAAACCGACCUUGCCACACUUAUUCUCAACAUGUUGAUCACAAUGUGUGGAUAUUUCCCCAGCAGGGAUCAGGAUAAUGCAAUAAUAAGACCUUUGCCCAGAGUAAAGAGGCUGCUUUCAGAUGGUACUUGCCUUCCCCAUAUCAUCCAGUUGCUGUUGACUUUUGAUCCAAUCCUGGUUGAGAAAGUUGCCAUACUGCUGUUCCACAUCAUGCAAGAUAACCCACAAUUACCUCGUUUUUAUCUGAGCGGUGUAUUCUUCUUUAUUAUGAUGUACACAGGUUCAAACGUGCUUCCUAUUGCAAGGUUUUUGAGGUACACUCAUACAAAACAGGCUUUCAAGUCUGAAGAGACAAAGGGGCAAGAUAUAUUUCAGAGAAGUAUACUUGGACAUAUUCUUCCUGAAGCAAUGGUGUGUUAUCUAGAGAAUUAUGAGCCAGAAAAAUUUUCUGAAAUUUUUCUUGGGGAAUUUGACACUCCAGAAGCAAUUUGGAGCAAUGAAAUGAGGCGCCUAAUGAUAGAGAAGAUUGCCGCUCAUCUUGCGGAUUUUACCCCUCGUCUUCAAAGUAAUACAAGAGCACUCUAUCAGUAUUGCCCCAUUCCUGUGAUCAACUACCCACAACUGGAAAAUGAGCUGUUCUGUAACAUUUAUUACCUCAAGCACCUUUGUGAUACACUCAGAUUUCCAGAUUGGCCAAUUAAAGAUCCUGUUAAACUACUGAAAGAUACCCUGGAAGCUUGGAAGAAGGAGGUGGAGAAGAAACCACCUACCAUGUCAAUUGAUGAUGCUUAUGAAGUCCUUAACCUUCCCAAAGGACAAGGACAGCAUGAUGAAAGCAAGGUCAGAAAAGCCUACUUCAGGCUGGCACAAAAAUAUCACCCUGACAAGAACCCAGAAGGCAGGGAUAUGUUUGAAAAAGUGAAUAAAGCAUAUGAGUUCCUAUGCACAAAAUCUGCUAAAGUGGUGGAUGGCCCAGAUCCAGAAAACAUCAUUUUGAUUUUGAAAACUCAAAGCAUCCUUUUCAACAGGCACAAAGAAGAUUUGAAACCUUACAAAUAUGCAGGCUACCCCAUGCUGAUCAAGACCAUCACCAUAGAAACAUCAGAUGACCAGCUCUUUUCCAAAGAAUCUCCCUUGUUGCCUGCUGCUACGGAACUUGCUUUCCACACAGUCAGUUGUUCAGCACUUAAUGCAGAGGAACUGAGAAGAGAGAAUGGAGUAGAGGUGCUGCAAGAGGCAUUUAAUCGUUGUGUGGCAGUUUUAAACCGCUCCAGUAAACCAGAUGAUAUGUCUGUACAGGUCUGUGGGCAUAUAAGUAAGUGUUACAGUGUGGCAGCUCAGUUCGAAGAAUGCAGAGAGAAGAUCACUGAAAUGCCCAAUAUCAUCAAGGACCUCUGUAGAUUGUUAUAUUAUGGCAAGAGCAUUCCACGAGUAGGUUCCUUGGGAGUAGAAUGCGUCAGCUCCUUUGCUGUGGAUUACUGGCUACAAACACACUUGUUUCAAGCUGGAGUUUUGUGGUAUUUGCUUGGUUAUCUCUUCAACUAUGAUUAUACACUAGAAGAGAGUGGUAUUCAGAAGAGCGAAGAUUCUAAUCAACAGGAAGUAGCCAACAGCCUUGCCAAACUUAGUCUUCUAGCUUUGAGUCGUCUUGGAGGGUAUUUGUCUGAAGAACAAGCUACACCUGAAAAUCCCACCAUAAGAAAAAGCCUUGCUGGAAUGCUGACCCCUUAUGUUGCAAGGAAACUUUCUGUGGUCACUCCUACUGAAAUUCUGAAGAUGCUCAACAGCAACACAGAGAAUCCCUACUUGAUCUGGAACAAUGGGACAAGAGCUGAACUACUUGAAUUCUUGGAAUCGCAACAAGAAAGCAUGGUUAAAAGAGGUGACUGUGACAAAAGCUAUGGAUCUGAAUUUGUCUUCAGUGACCAUGCAAAAGAACUUAUUGUGGGGGAGAUUUUUGUUAGAGUUUACAAUGAAGUCCCUACCUUCCAGCUGGAGCUUCCAAAGGCAUUUGCUGCAAGCCUUUUGGAUUACAUAGGCUCACAGGCACAGUACCUUCACACGUUAAUGGCGAUAACACAGACUGGAAAAGUAGAGUCUGACCAACAUGGAGACCGGUUACGGAGGGUUGAAAUGGCUUUGGAGGCUCUGAGAAAUGUCAUAAAACACAACCCAGGUUCUGAAUGUGAAUGCAUAGGUCACUUUAAGUUAAUAUUUUCCCUUCUGCGUGUCCAUGGAGCAGGUCAGGUACAGCAGUUGGCUCUGGAGGUAGUGAACAUAGUGACUAGUAACCAUGAAUGUGUCAACAACAUUGCUGAGGCAAUGGUUCUUUCCAACUUACUGGCCCUCCUGCAUUCACUGCCUUCAAGUCGGCAGCUUGUGCUUGAAACGCUGUAUGCCUUGACGUCUAGUACAAAAAUAAUUAAAGAAGCAAUGGCAAAAGGUGCUUUAAUCUACUUAUUAGAUAUGUUCUGCAACUCAACUCAUCCCCAAGUCCGAGCCCAGACAGCAGAGCUUUUUGCCAAAAUGACUGCAGAUAAGCUAGUAGGUCCAAAGGUUAGAAUUACACUAACAAAGUUUCUACCUGGGGUCUUCAUGGAUGCCAUGAGAGACAACCCUGAAGCUGCUGUUCACAUUUUUGAAGGAACACAUGAAAAUCCUGAGUUAAUUUGGAAUGACAACUCCAGGGAGAGAGUAUCAACAACAGUUCGGGAAAUGAUGCUACAGCACUUUAAACUCCAGAGGGACAACCCUGACACAAACUGGAAGUUGCCUGAGGACUUUGCUGUGGUGUAUGGUGAAGCAGAGGGUGAACUUUCAGUAGGGGGAGUCUUCUUAAGAAUCUUCAUUGCCCAGCCGGCCUGGGUUCUAAGGAAACCUAGAGAAUUUCUUAUUGCACUGCUUGAAAAAUUCACUGAACUACUGGAGAAAAACAACCCCCAUGGGGAAACCUUAGAAACAAUAACAACAGCAACUGUGUGCCUCUUCAGCGCUCAGCCUCAGCUAGCAGAUCAACUUCCACCACUUGGUCACCUUCCCAAGAUUAUCCAGGCCCUGAAUCACAAGAACAGUGCCAUUCCAAAAAGUGCCAUUCGCGUCAUACACAUACUGUCAGAUAAUGAGCUCUGUGUUCGAGCAAUGGCAUCACUUGAGACCAUCAGUCCUCUAAUAAAUGGAAUGAAAAAGCGAUCGGAUACAAUUGGUCUAGCCUGUGAAGCACUUAAUCGAAUGUUUCAAAAGGAGCAAAAUGAUUUAGUAGCCCAGGCUCUGAAAGCAGAUUUGGUCCCAUAUCUGCUGAAACUGCUUGAAGGCAUUGGCCUUGAAAAUCUGGAAAGCCCAUCGGCCACAAAGGCUCAGAUUGUUAAAACCCUGAAGUCUAUGACUCGCAGCCUACAGUAUGGAGAACAGGUAAAUGAAAUCCUGUCUCGUUCUUCUGUGUGGAGUGCCUUCAAAGAUCAGAAACAUGACUUGUUCAUUUCUGAGACCCAAACUGCAGGAUACCUUGCAGGCCCUGGAGUUGCUGGUUACCUUACUGCAGGGACAACGUCACCUGUAAUACCCAGUGUACCACCCCCAGUAGACCAUGAAGUGGGAGAUGCCAGCUAAGGGAUCUGAAAUACCCAUGAAUGAUGCAUAAAGGCAGAAUGGCCAGUGAUGAGGAAUAACACAUUCCUCCAUCUCCUCCAUUGAAAUGAAUUUUGCUGCCUCUGAUUGUUUCAUGACAGUGUUAUUCGUUUUUUUCUAUGAAUAUAUAUAUUUUUUUUUAGGGAAAAAAAAUGGGUGAUUCUGUUGCAUAAGAAGAAAGCACUCUGUGGAUCAGCUGAAAUGGGUACACAAGAAUUUUUUUCUUGUUGUACAUAAGCACAUUUUAGUUCCUUUAUAUUUGUUUACAAGACUGUGAAUCAAACUUUCCUAGUUUUUUUAUACUUUAUGAAUUAGCAUGACUGGAGUUGAACUACAGUCUAGAGGAAUUGGGCUAAAUCUUACUUGGACCCCACCAUCCCUACUUGAAGAACACUUUUUUUUUUUCUUCUUCUGCCCCAAGUCUGACAUGACUUCUCCAUUGAACUUGACUUACUCGGGGGUUUGUCCCUGCACUGGUUCACUGAUGUCCUUAAUGAUUAACAUGAUCUUCCUGAAAUCAAACAGCGGUAGAUGUUUGUUUGUUUGUUUGUAUGUUUGUUUGUUUGUUUGUAUAACUGGCUUUACCAAAUUGAAAAAGCUUCAGCAAAAAAUGAAACAAAAAAAGUCAACAAGUUAUGUAAGAACCUAGUGUAAUUGUGAAAUGUUCUAUACAGUAUCCAGUAUAUAAAAACUUUCUAUAUUGAAUGUACAUUAUACAGAUCAUAUGUACAUAAAAUUUUAAAAUAAAGGGAAAAGAGCCUUGUUAAUGAGA